Molecule: messenger RNA, 1206 nt
Organism: Neocloeon triangulifer
Lineage: Eukaryota; Metazoa; Arthropoda; Insecta; Ephemeroptera; Baetidae
Exons: 6
Coding region: 62-628 (188 amino acids)
Biological process (GO): biological process involved in interspecies interaction between organisms
Cellular component (GO): external side of plasma membrane
Molecular function (GO): carbohydrate binding
Source: RefSeq, a predicted model, not a curated record
AGCCGAGUUAUGAUUUGUCUCAUUCGUUGUCGCGAAACAGUGUCGAAAAGAAGGAAGCAAAAUGCAAGGGUCUCGCAGCAUCGUCUUGGCUUUCUUCAGCUUCUUCCUUAUCAACACCAUUGCAAGACGUGAAAAUAUUUGCAAAGGAGCGGAAGUGGAGAUUUCGUCUGACUUCAUCUCAGAGAUUGCUCCACCCAACUGCACCUUAGCGCGUGCGGCCAAGUUGACGCAGUUGGCCAACGGGAAAAAGUACUUCUUUUCUGAUUACGACUACAAUCACGAAAACUGGAAUGUGGCAAACGAAACUUGCGCCAAUAUGGGCCUCCAUCUGGCCACCGUGAGGAACCAAGCCGACCUGAACGCGCUCCGGGCGGGAACGAAACAAAGGCGCACUUUCAAUCGCAAGAAUUGGUGGUUGUCGGCUAAAAACUACGGCGGAGGCCGAGAAAAAUACAACAUUCGUUGGCACGAUGGCUCAGAGUUGGAGCAAAACAGCCCCUUGUGGAGCGCCGGCGCUCGGAAAAAGGACUGCGUCGUUUUCCAAACCGACAGCAACAUCCUUAUGAGCGGCUACCAUUGCAGCAGCUAUCAUUAUUUCAUUUGCGAGCUGCCGACCGAAUGUUACUGAUUCAACUCAUUCUCUAUUUUAAUCAAAAAUACCAAUAAUAAUCAACCUUUUUCAAAAAUUUGAAAAAUUAUUAAAAUAAUAAAAAUAGAGAUACAAAUAUUCUACAUAACCCAAUAAAAUUAAGCUUAAUGAAUUAAACUUUACAGAAAUAUUGUAAAAGAUUAAAAAAAAACUUUUUUCUUACUCUUAAAUAUGUAACAAUUUAAUGAUAAUAAUGAAAAUAUUAAAAAUGUUCAAUUUUUUUUAUUUUAUUAUAAAAUACUAGUUGAUUUUGGAUUUCUCGCUGCCUUAUCUAGUGAAAGUUGAAAUAUAAAUUAUUUAUCAAAACACGUACACUUGACAGGAAAUAAAAAUAAGUGAAUCAUAAUUGGUAGCCACCCCACAAAACCCAAAUUAAUUAUUUCUACUCUUCCCAAACUUUAAAAAGUGGCGAAAAUUUUAAGUAACACUGUAAUUGUCUUCAAAUAAAGUAAAUAAAUGUGGCCUUUAGUACAGACUGGUUUGGUGAUAAAAGCAGUGAACGUGUUUCCAACUAUUUGGCUUCAAGGUCUAAAUCUUAUCUGGAAAUAAACCCACGA